CCAUUAAUCCAAACGAAGAAGCAGCAGCGUGCUCGAGCGGCGCUGUGACGGGAGCAGGCCGCCCUCGCCUCGGCUCUGCUGCUCUGGACCGCACCGGGCUACUGCGGCUAACUUUAGCUACAUGUGCUGAGCUCCGGGAGACAGACACACAUCUCUGCUGCAACAAUGCCGACAGUAACUUUACCACCGAAAGAAAACGCUCUGUUCAAGAGGAUUCUGCGAUGUUAUGAACACAAACAAUACAGAAAUGGCCUCAAGUUUUGCAAGCAAAUCCUGUCCAACCCCAAGUUUGCAGAGCACGGCGAGACUCUGGCCAUGAAGGGUCUCACUUUAAACUGUCUGGGGAAGAAGGAAGAAGCCUACGAUCUUGUGAGGAGGGGUCUUCGUAAUGACCUCAGGAGCCAUGUCUGCUGGCACGUGUAUGGCCUCCUGCAGCGCUCUGAUAAGAAAUAUGACGAGGCCAUCAAAUGUUACCGAAACGCUCUGAAAUGGGACAAGGACAACUUGCAGAUCCUCCGGGACCUGUCGCUCCUGCAAAUCCAGAUGAGGGACCUGGAGGGCUACAGGGAGACGAGGUACCAGCUCCUGCAGUUGAGACCAGCACAGAGGGCCUCCUGGAUUGGUUAUGCCAUCGCCUAUCAUCUGCUCGAAGACUACGAGAUGGCAGCCAAGAUCAUUGAAGAGUUCAGAAAAACACAACAGACGUCGCCAGACAAAGUGGAUUAUGAAUACAGUGAGUUGUUGCUGUACCAGAACCAGGUGCUGAGAGAAGCCGGUCUGUACAGAGAGGCCCUCGAGCACCUGUCCACCUAUGAAAAACAGAUCUGUGACAAGCUGGCAGUGGAGGAGACGAGAGGGGAGCUGCUUUUAAAAUUGGAGCGUUAUGAAGAAGCAACAACUGUUUACCGGCGCCUGCAGGAGAGGAACCCGGAGAAUUGGUCCUAUUACCACGGUUUGGAAAAGUCCCUCAAACCAAGCACUGUAGAAGAACGAUCUAAGAUUUAUGAGGAUGCAUGGGAGAAGUUUCCUAAAGGGCUUGUCCCACGAAGGCUGCCUCUUAAUUUUCUAUCUGGGGAUCGGUUCAGGGAGUGCUUGGACAGAUAUCUGAGAAUGAACUUCAGUAAAGGUUGCCCUCCAGUCUUCACCACUUUAAAAUCACUGUAUAAUGACAAAGAAAAGGUUGCAAUUAUAGAAGAACUGGUGGUUGGCUAUGAGACGACAUUAAGAACCUGUCGAAUGUUCAGUCAGAAUGACGAUGGCAAAGAGGAGCCGCCUACCACUCUCCUAUGGGUGCAGUACUUUUUGGCACAGCACUACGACAUGGUUGGACAACAAACACUGGCCCUGGAGUACAUCAACACAGCCAUUGAAAGCACGCCAACCCUCAUUGAACUGUUUCUUAUAAAGGCCAAGAUCUACAAGCACGCGGGAAACAUCAAAGAGGCUGCUCAGUGGAUGGACGAAGCACAGGCCCUGGACACUGCAGACAGAUUCAUCAACUCCAAGUGUGCCAAGUACAUGCUGAAGGCGGGCAUGGUGAAAGAGGCGGAAGAAAUGUGCUCCAAGUUCACACGGGAGGGGGCAUCAGCGGUGGAGAAUCUCAAUGAGAUGCAGUGUAUGUGGUUCCAGACGGAGUGUGCACUUGCCUAUAAGGCCAUGAACAAAUUUGGUGAAGCCCUAAAAAAGUGCCAUGAAAUUGAAAGGCAUUUUGUAGAGAUCACGGACGACCAGUUUGACUUCCACACCUACUGUAUGAGGAAGAUGACUCUGCGCUCCUAUGUAGACCUUUUAAAGCUGGAGGACGUGCUCCGGAUGCAUCCUUUUUACUACAAGGCUGCCACCACAGCCAUUCAAAUCUACCUGAGCCUUCAUGACAAUCCCCUCACUGAUGAUAGCAAAGAACUACAGGCUGACACAGCAAAUUUGUCAGACAAAGAACUGAAAAAGCUUAGGAACAAACAGAGGAGGGCCCAGAAGAAAGCACAGCUGGAAGAGGAGAAGAAAAAUGCAGAGAAGGAGAAGCAGCUCAAAAACCAGAAGAAGAAGAAAGAAGACGAUGAUGAGGAAAUCGGGGGUCCCAAAGAGGAGCUCAUCCCAGACAAACUGGUGAAGGUAGAAAAUCCAUUGGAGGAAGCUGUCAAGUUCCUGAUGCCUUUAAAGCACCUGGUUAAAGAUAAAAUUGAUACACAUUUAUUGGCCUUUGAAAUCUACUUCAGGAAAGAAAAGUACUUGUUGAUGCUUCAGUCGGUGAAGAGGGCAUUAGCCAUUGACCCAGACAAUCCGUGGCUGCACCAGUGUCUUGUACGCUUCUUCAAAGGAGUGUCUGAAAGCAAGGACCUACCAGAUGUUGUCCGGACGGUUUUGAAACAGGAGAUUACCCGGUUGUUUGGGGACAGCAAUGCCAAGAGCUUCAACCAGGCCUACCUCACUAAGCAUGGCAACUCCAUACCACAUCGACUGGCUGCUGCCAAGAUGAUGGUAUAUCUGGAUUCAUCUAUGGAAACUAAAGCAGCAGAGUUGGCUACAUCGCUUGAUGAAUCGCUUGAAAAACGAACCAUACAGAUCUGCACAGAAACCUUGGAGAACCUUCGGACCGGUGCUUUGGGCGACUGUAAGGAGCGAGCAGAGUCUUACCGUGCCGAGUGUCACAAGCUUUAUCCCUACACAUUAGCUUUCAUGCCCCCUGGAUACGAGGAGAACACCAAGAUGGCUAAUGGAGACCUUUCCACAGAGACUGAGGAACUUGGUAAUGAGAUGUGAGCACAGCAAAACGACUGCAGAGGACAAAAAGGAAUUGGGCCUAGUACGGAGCCUUGUGGUACGCCUGGCAGCCAUCUUGUAGAGUCAGACACAGGAACAAAAAUGUGGGUUUUCGUUCUUUUGGCUCGGCUCAGUCGGGUCUGACCUGGCAUGGCUUGGCUCCCUCCCAAAAUGGUGAAAAUCAAGACUGUGUGUGUGUUCAAGAGUGCAUGUGUGUUUGUGUGCAUGUCGAGUGUAUAUUUGUGGAAAAGGGGGGAGAAAGAGGAAGACAAAAGAACGGCAAUUUUGUCUCUAGCUCAAAUUUUUCCAGCAAAGUGGGGGUUGUGAUGGGCGUGGAUGUCAUAGCAACAUCAAACCGCUAUCCUUAUUUUAAAAGAAAUGCUAAUUUAACAGAAUCAGGAUACCUCUCUCCCAGGGUAACAGAAGACUGAGCUGACCGGAUCCAAGAGAAGAUCUGUGAGAAGCUGCAAAGAAGUUACUGAGGAACUAAUGUCAAUUAUAAGACUUCCAGCGUAAGGUAUCCAAAUCUGCUGUACCCCUCACCUGCUCUGUAAUAAACUGCUGCCCACGCAAAGAGGACAAUUUAUGCCAGGACUUGCGGCUCUGAACAAGAAAUUUCAGGUCGGGCUGUGCUUCCCACUUUUGUUCCUCGUUCAACUUUGGGAAUAAAUCUAUAUGUAACCGUUUUAAUGCUAUAAUGGAGCAGCUUGUAGCACAGGUUAUAACUGUAAAGGUUGUGUUUUUAUGAUCCGCUCCAUCAAACUACACUGCUAUUCUUAACACUUUUACAACGUAUUGGACUAGAGAGCACUGGGUCUAAGCAAUACAUGGACACCUUCCUUCCUUGUGCAAAAUGGAAAGUUCAAAGUUUGUUGACGAUAAUCAUUUUGGAUCUGAUUUGAAGUUAAUGCACAGACAGCCACUUUUCUGUUGCUGUUUUUAGAUUUGUAUUUCAUCCACAAGGGUCACAGUCGUAAUUUAACGUUGUUACAUAUACACAUUGAUUUUAACGUCUGGCUCCCAUUUAAUUUUGUUUGAUGUCUUUUCUUCCCCUUUUUCCUCUUAUUUGGGUUCUAAUGUGAAAGAUGAAUAAUGAGAUGGUGAUGUAUGAUAUCUCUGGAUUUUUGUAUUAAAAUCAAACAAAA
This is a messenger RNA of Periophthalmus magnuspinnatus, 3905 nucleotides long. Its product is annotated as N-alpha-acetyltransferase 15, NatA auxiliary subunit. The transcript is spliced from 20 exons. Gene Ontology annotation, biological process: N-terminal peptidyl-methionine acetylation. Gene Ontology annotation, molecular function: protein-N-terminal amino-acid acetyltransferase activity; protein binding. The record is from RefSeq and is a predicted model, not a curated record. Bases 166 to 2760 code for a protein of 864 amino acids. Gene Ontology annotation, cellular component: cytoplasm; NatA complex. NCBI's taxonomy places the organism in Eukaryota, Metazoa, Chordata, Actinopteri, Gobiiformes, Gobiidae.